Chelonia mydas (Green sea turtle) is the source of this 9127-nucleotide messenger RNA. RefSeq names its product melatonin receptor 1A (gene MTNR1A). The record is from RefSeq and is a predicted model, not a curated record. Lineage: Eukaryota; Metazoa; Chordata; Testudines; Cheloniidae. The transcript has 3 exons. Gene Ontology annotation, molecular function: melatonin receptor activity. Bases 973 to 1707 code for a protein of 244 amino acids. Gene Ontology annotation, biological process: G protein-coupled receptor signaling pathway. Gene Ontology annotation, cellular component: membrane.
GAAAGUUGCAACUAAUUGCAGAGCCAUAAUGAGAAAGAAACUUCUGAUUUUGCAGCAUCAUAUAUUAAUGAGUCAUUUGCUGACCCAUUCCUUGAGGAAAAAAGGACACGGGCUGAAAAUUCUACCUGAAACAGGUCAGGGAGGAGCAGAAGAUGCCUUCUGAAGAAUAUGUAUUUCAAUGAAGAUUACUGUUCCUUCUGAAAAAGAGGACAAACUGAACUAUGGAAUAUUUAACAUUGUACCAAAACAGGUGGAUGUGGUGGGGGAAAAUAUCUUGCAUCUCCAUCUCUCUAUUAUAUAUAUAUAUAUAUAUAUAUAUAUAUAUAUAUAUAUAUAUACAUACGUACACACACACACACACAUUUUUUUGGAAGAUAACUACAACGUCAAUCUGUGGACUUCUUUUAUUGCUAAAAUAUGCCCUGGGGAAUAGUAGGAAAACCUAGAAAAACCUUCACAAGAAGUGGUAUCACCUGCCUGCCAGUCAGAAGGUUAGUGAGGUACUGUGAUCAAAGCAAAGGAGUCAGUAUCUCAAAGAAGCUUUGUCUCAGCACGCGAGGAGUGUCUGGUACAACAGACUCCUUCAUAGUCACAGACGUGGCUUCAGUAGAUGCUCUUCUAGACACAGAAGCCGAUGAUGCAACUGAUUUCCCUGGAUGACUUUUGCAUACCCAGGGAGAAAAUGGGUAGCCCAAGAAACGUUUGGAUCAUCAGAGAGAACAGCUGUAGAAGACCAAAUAAUAACACGAGAAAUAAGGGUCUGAAGAAAAUUGACUGACAUAUUGAUGGCAAUGAACAUUGGUAUUUCAGACUUGAGUUACUUCAGGUAGCAAAAAUGGAAAUAUAUUUGUUGUAAGCCUGGCCAUUGCAGACUUGGUAGUGGCGAUCUACCCAUACCCACUGGUCCUGACAUCUGUAUUUCAUAAUGGAUGGAAUCUGGGCUACCUCCACUGCCAAAUUAGUGGUUUCCUGAUGGGCCUAAGUGUCAUUGGAUCAAUAUUCAACAUUACAGGCAUUGCUAUUAAUCGAUAUUGCUACAUCUGCCACAGCCUCAAGUAUGACAAGCUGUAUAGUGACAAGAAUUCUCUGUGCUACGUCAUUCUCAUCUGGAUCCUGACAUUUGUUGCUAUUGUUCCUAAUCUGUUUGUUGGAUCUCUACAAUAUGAUCCACGAAUCUACUCGUGCACAUUUGCACAAUCUGUGAGCUCACCGUAUACAAUAGCAGUGGUGUUUUUCCAUUUCAUGCUUCCCAUAGGCAUAGUUACUUUCUGUUACUUGAGAAUAUGGAUCCUUGUUAUUCAGGUAAGGCGAAGGGUUAAACCUGACAACAAGCCCAGGCUGAAGCCACAUGACUUUAGGAACUUUGUCACCAUGUUUGUGGUAUUUGUACUGUUUGCGAUCUGCUGGGCUCCUUUGAAUUUCAUAGGCCUGGCUGUGGCUGUCGACCCAGACACAAUAAUCCCCAGGAUUCCAGAGUGGUUGUUUGUAUCCAGUUACUACAUGGCAUAUUUCAACAGCUGCCUUAAUGCUAUCAUAUAUGGACUCCUGAACCAGAAUUUCAGAAGAGAAUACAAGAGAAUUAUUGUCACAAUUUGUACAGCAAAGGUUUUCUUUCAGGAUAGUUCUAAUGAUGCAGCAGAUAGGAUGAAAACCAAACCCUCACCACUGAUUACAAACAACAAUCAAGUGAAGGUAGACUCAGUGUGAAAUUGGGACCCUCACCAUUGCCGAUCUACAACAUUCAAACACUAGUUCUGGUUUAUUAGCUGCACAGUUGAAGUGCUGUACUGAAAUACUAGUCCUAUAUGAAAGGUACUUGGACAAUGUUCUGUGUACAGUAUUUGUGAGCCAAAGUAACACAGCCUUGACAUAAAGAGCCUCCUGUUGUACAAUAUAUCUUUCAAAUAAUGACUCGCUUAUAUGCUUAAGGUAUUACAGGGUUACAGAAUUUUUUUAAAUUUUCUGUUUAACAUCGAUAACUGAAGAUGGAUUGGAACUGAACUGCCAUAUUAACUGGCUGUUUGAAAAAGCCUCGAUCUGGACUCCCUAAAUUGCAAGGCAGGCUAUGGUACUGAUCUUGACACCCUUAACAACUUCUGUUAAAGGAAAAAUGGGAGCUGUUUAUUCCAGUGUGUGGGAACGUGAAAAGAGGAGGGAAAAUACUUGAAAUGUUUCACUAAGAAUCUCAGUCUAUAUAUUUAAGUUCCUAGAGUAGUCAUAACUUUGUGGCAAAUAAGCCUUACCACUCCUUUCAGGUAACUACACAGCCCUUGUUUAGUUCUCCUCUUUAAAACUGUUUUUAGGAGGAAAAAUAUGCAUGUCUGAUUAUCUCAAAAGCUACAAGGGCCUAUAGAACAGCUAGGGGCAUGCUGGGGGAUGGCAGGGAGUACACACGGGUUCAGCAGGAGCUCAAAGAACGUGGGGGGAUUUUGAGGUAUGGGAACUUCCAACUUCCCUAAUGUCCAGGAGAAAUACAAUGGGAGAAGCCUGGAAGCCACCCAAAAGGAGAGAAUGGGGCAGAUAUCCUCUGGAGAUAGUAGAGAGAACUGCCUGUUGCUCCUCUGUGACCUAUGCGUGGCAGCGGGAAUUGCCAGGCAUGGACCAAGAAGCCAAAUGCACUUAUGAGGGCAUAUGAGGGGAAUGGGAGUUUGUUUUGGGGAGUGACAGGGCCUCCAUGGGUUCUGACUGCUUAGCUGAACUCUCAACCACAUGAAGCCUGGAGGAUUGAGAUAAGCAUAUCAGAUUCACUUACUGCUUCCCAAAAUGAGCCUGUGACUCUGUUCUAACCUCUAGAAGCCCUGGCUGCUUCUCAAAAUUGUCCAAAAAAGCUUUUUGAAAUGUUGGUAUCUAAACACCUCAUCCAUAGUUACCAGUGAUGAAAAUGGUAUAAAAGUCUAGAGAGAUUAACAGACCAGAAUAAUAGAGAAGAGAAAAGAGAAGGCACACUACCCUGUGGUAGAGGGUCAAAGGAAUAGAUGGUUCCCAGUAUUGGACCAGCCACUCCCUAUGUGGCCUACCCAUAGAUGUGUUCCAUGCAUGGGCAAGAGAUGAAGAGGGUGGGGAAGGGAGGAAGUGCAGCUAGGCAGGCCUUGGCCUUCUACAGUGAAUCUCCACUUACAGUGAACUCAUUUGGUGAAAAUUUUUUUUUUUUACAAGAAUAGGUUUCAGCUUUUUCAGUUAAUGGACUGAGAUCCUUUCAAACACUAUGCAAGGAUUGUUCUCUCACUAACUCGCAUUAUCAUUAAAAGGAAUGAUCACUGAAUUAGAUCUGUAAAGGUUUCAGCUAUCAUAGCUUUCUAAUCAUUAGCCAUCCUAUCCUGGCAUAUAUUUACUUCCCACAAUCACUGAUGCUUGAGUUUUUCCAAGACAGUUCCAGCCAUCUCUACAAGACUAAAAGGUUUUAAUAGUUUAUCAACAUUUUAUUAUUAUAUGUUGAAAUAUACACUAUAUUGAAACUGGUUCAUUAAAAUAAUUACAUGAUACACUAGAAAAAGAUUUGGAUUUCAACACCUUAGAUGUCUUUGAAAACAUUAAAUACUCACUGUGUUCUAUAAUUCCUUCACUGUAGACAGCCUUAAAAGCAUCUCAUGUCUUUUGGGCAUAUAUUAUUGUACACUUGACUUAAUAUAAAUUAUGAGCUAAACAGAACAUUCAUACAUACUUGAAAUCACACUAACAUUUUGGCAUCUGAAUAGUUUCUUACCUUAAAAACAGGUGCCUCCUGUUGUCCUUCACUCACUUCAGGCUUGUAAUGAACCUAACUAAGUAAUGAUGAAACAAUGUCCAGAUGAACAGGCCAGUCAAUGCAUUAUCAAGGUGCUUGACUCAUCUUUGUUUACAUUCAGAUCUGUGUGGGCAGUCAAAACCGCUCUGUAAAUAACCAGUUCUCUUCUAUUGUGGUAUCGUCAUAUGAUAUGAUUAACAGUAUAAAGUACAUCACAGCUUCCUUCAGUGAUUUCAUCCUUAGAGGAUGCUUAGCCGUGUACUGGCAUUGCUUAUAGUGUGUAGUUAUAGCACAAUAAUGAGGGAGGCAAGACCACCCUAUAUGAGUCACAUAAGAAAUACACUAUUUAAAUUACUACAAAAAGUCUUGCCUUAUUUAAAACAAAUAUUUUCACUUAAAACAAUGUAAUAUUUUGUGGGGAAUCUGAUAAAGUAGUUUCAGUAGCCUAAUCAUCAGUGAAUGUAGUAUUGUCAAAGGUUUUUUUUCACUUGCCCGUUUCAAACUGGAAGCUUACAUGUUUAUCACUUCUACGCACAUUUAAGCCUUGAAACAGCCAUUAGUGUGGGUUAUCUGAGGACUUAAAAUCCCUUUUGAUUCACAAGUGCGAUAAUAUAUUUUUGAUUAUAAUAAAACUCAUUUGCUAGACACAAUAAACGAUAUAUUAUACCAAAGGUCUAUAUUUUGGUGAACAGGCCUGUAAUUAAAAUUGAGAACAUUUUUCAGAUCUGGUAUUUUGAAGGAUUUAUAUUAAUAUUAAAACUACAGAAAUUAUGUAUUUGGUGAUGAUAUGAGCUGCUAAAUAGAGCAAUAAUUUUAAAAAGACUAAUCCCUUGCUUUUUGGGGGGGUAUUGUUGCUUGUAGCUAUUUGUUUGCCUCCAAAUUAACACAGAUGACCAGCUGGCUGGAACUUUUAGGAAAUUAUUUGCUGACCUCUUUAAAUUUUUCUGCUUAUUUUUCGACCAUUCCAUAGUAUGUUUUUAGGAGUGGUUUCCAAAGUCACUCCCAACCAACACCACCUCCAAAUGCAAAACAACUGCAAAUUAAAACCAAAGUACCAGUGUUUAAGUUCCCUAGAACGAUUUAUGGCCUGAUCCUGUGAGGUGCUUGCAACAUGAUGAACAGCCUCUGUUGGAAGUUGCUCAGCACCUCACAGAACUGGGCCAUCUAUAAUCAACAAGUAAUGCCUGGAGGACAUAGGAUGCUUCUUGCUCAGUAAAAAUAGAACUAAGCUCUGGCAGUUGUGGGGUUUACCCAAACAAGUCUUGCAAUUGAACUGUACAAAUGGAUGAUCCCUAAGAUAUAAGUAAAGAUAUUUUUACCUUCAAAGUGAUGAAAUUCACCCCUGUGUAAAAGACCAGCGUAGGACUGCUACACCACUUAAUCCAAUUAAACUGUAUUUUGAAGGCUUAAGUGGUGCAUAGGCCCUUUGAAUAUGUGUGAUUUUCACUCUUUAAGGACCCAGUCCUGCAAUGUGUUACACAUGGAUAGACCUCUGCUUUUGAGCUGAGCCUCAGUGAAGCCAAUGGACAUCCAGGCAUGAGCAGGGAUACACCCAGGUGCAAAACAUUGUAGGAUCAAUGGCUAAAUGAGUCUCAAUUUUCCCUAUGAAAAUUCUUUUUUCUGUAUGAUCCUGGUUGUGCUAACAGUCAGUCUGUGUGUGUCAUCACAUCCUGAAUAACACUAUUGCUGUGUUUGGUACAGUCUUCAUUUUAUUGGUGGUGAUUUUCAGUGCAAGCUUUAUAUAACACAAAAGUAUAGCACUGUUUCCUUUUAACUAGCACAGAAAAUAUUAACACAUUAAUAUUAGUUAGUGUUUAUAGUAUUUAAACAGUGAUUGUUUGCAGCUAUGUACAUUAAUUUUGAAUAGUUUACUUAUAGUGCUCAUUGCAAUAUUUCUUUCGCUCCACUCUGCUUCUAGUGGAACAACACGGAAAAACAGCAAAAAAAUGUGUUAUUUUGUAUGGACAUCAAAGCAACAACAAAGCUGUUAUUUGGUUUUUCUUUAUGUUUGAGAAGAUUAUCUUUCAAUAAUCCAUAAUAAUCUAUUCUAUUCUAAUCAGUCUGUGUAGAAACAAAUAACCCAUCCUGCUACGAUCAGUCUAUACUGCACCUUUUGAUUGCUUUUUGAACUACUUUUGCAAUGUUAUUGUUGAUUAGCUUCAAAAAGAAUUAUGACACAAAGGAAUUCAUUGGUCCAUUGAAACUGCACAGCAAACAACAUAUAUACAAUAAGCACAUGCAGUCUCAAUGUAAAAAGCCUAGAACCAUAGCCUUCAAAGUAGCUUGUUUCUAAACCAGUAGUAAUGCAAAAUAACAGAUAUUCUCUAAUCCCUUUCCAAUAUGUGCACUUUCUUUCUGCUCAUAAUUAAUAAUUCCCAGCACUUUAAAAAGAAUUAAGACUUGCUACUGUUUGCCAUUUGCUGACUGAGGCUUUAGACUGGAUAUGUGCCAGCGAAGAUAAACUUGCUUGCCAAUUCAGAACCUGUAGAAAAACACACUAGUCAUGGCCUCACAUGCCAUGUAAUAUAGCUCAAAUUUUUGCCUAAUUUAAAUGAGAACCCCAUUUUGUGGUUCAGUUUUUUCAAUUAUAAGAAAAAAAUCCUACCUUAAUACCUUGUAUGUUUCUGGGAAGUUCUAAUUAUAUAAAAAAGAAUAUAACUUGCCCACAGUACAUACCUCUUAGAUUCUAUUCUAGAAGAAAGAAAGGAAAGGUGAAAGGAAGAGGCGCAUAUGUUAAAACUGAUCUGGGGUUACUUUAAUACACAUUGGCAACCCAAAACAGCGAUAUUACUGAAUAUUGACCAUAAUAUUUAUGAUACAUUAUAUAUAACAUGCCUAUAAACAAACUAUGCCAAUAUAUUAAUAUUAAAGAUGAAAGAUGAGCUCCUUAGCUAAUGUAAAUCAGCAUAGCCCCACUGAUUUAUAACAGCUGAGGAUCUGGCAAUAUUUACUUUCAUACAUGUACAGGACACCUAGCAUACCAUUACACUAGCUACGUUUCUCUCUUCAUUUUAAAAAAUUCAUCACUGUCAGCUAUCCAGGUCUAUACCAAGGUUGUGGAGGAAUGUGAAAUUGCCUGCGAAAUCUCUGCAAAAUAAACCUCAUCCAAUGGAGUUGUCUAUGUGAUUUAUUUUUUAAAUAAAGUAAAUAUAUUAACUCAAUGGCUUGAUUAAACUUCUGUUAUCUAGCCAUGUUUCAUUGUUCCUAUAUUGGUGAAAUCCUACAAGCUUUUGGCAGAUAUCCGGAAAUUAUCAUCUAUAUGUAACUCUAUGGAUGUAUGAAAAUAGACAUGCCACACACACGUCCCCAUAUGGGUGCACAAGGAUGGCAUUUAAUUAUAAACAUGUAAAUGGGGUCCUGAUCCUGAGAACUCUUACUCAGACAGACUCUUACUCAGACAAGUAUUCUCAUGAAAAUGGAGUAAUCUCAUUGACUUCAGCAAGAACUACUUGUUUAACUGCUUCAGGAUCAAGCCCUAGAAUAGUAACCUAAAUUACUGCUUAGAAGCCAUAAAUUAGAAAGUGUGACAGAACAUUGAAUACCCUGAUGAAACGUUGGAGAAUUUGUUCAAGGAUGGACAAGAAUCAUAUCAACAUGUUGUAAUACUGCUAAUGGUAAGCUUGAUUUCCCCGCCCUCCCCAAAUCAAAUAGUUACAUGGAUACACAAUUACACUUUUGUGCAAUCUUUAGUGAUGCAUUAUCUAGGUCACACCCUCACAACACACAAAGUAUAACUAGUGGUUAUUUUGAAGAAAGAAUUGAAAUAUUUUAAAUUACAUAUAACUACAUAGGCUACACAUUGAAAGGACUUCUUCAAGCCAUGCUAAAAGGUAUGCUCCACCGGCUUAGAUACGGCAACUAUUCCAACUCUGCAGUACUAUCCUCAGGUGGACUUUGCAUCUAUGGUCAGGAUAUAUAUCAAAAUAUGCAUGUUUAAAUCCAAAAGACCAGUAUACAGCCCUUGGAACAGAAGGAUGAUAGUUGCACUGAUGAUGUAUAUGCUCAACCUGAGCAUUUCCCCCAACUCAGUAUGUGGCUCAUGCCAUAUUCCAGGAUAAUUCCUUCGCUCUCCCUUCAGUAUUAACCCUUCUCUAAUUUCAUAUUCCAAACUAUGGCCCUUUCUACCCCAUGUCUGAGCAGGCUAUCAGCCUGACUCUCCCCACCCACCUGGCCGCAGCAGCCAAUCCACUCUUUCAUGAGAAGUGCUGUCGGCUGUGUGUCAGCAUACCCCAGCCCAAUGUAACCACCAAUUCUUUAUUUUAAGGGAUGUCAGAUGGUCCUCCACUCAUACCUAAUACGGAUAAGCAUUUUAUCAGAUACAAAUAUAUAGUUUAAGCAAUAAUCACGCAAAGGGUUCUGCACUGUGAUGCCAAUGUAUAUUUUUUGCACCAUGAAUAAACCACCACAAGGUGAUGUUCCUUCAACAGAAGUGUCCUGUAUAUUUCAUACAGUUUGCUUUUAUUUCCAUGAAAUGCAGGUGGUUACCCUGCUGCCCACCCCCUCAUCUUGUUCUCCAGCCACAUGACACCCUCCCCUUUUGCUUCCUGGACUGAGGGAGGGACCAGGAUUAAAGAUCAGGAGGAAACAAACUCUCACUGAGGACUUGUCUACAUGGAACAUUAUUGCCUGGCAUGCACUGAAACAGGAGUUCUGAAACUGCACUAUGGAAUGUUUAGCACACAGUAGCAAGGUCCACGCAGCCAGUUAAUGUGCAAAAAACGAGUGCACUGUAGAUUCACAGCCUUGGCUUGCCACGUACGAACUCUCUGUGUAGACAAGCCAUGAGAAAGCAAGCUGGGAGGUGGUGUUUUGGUUCCCAAUAGGGAGAAGACUCACAUCAGAUAGAAAACACAACUCAGCCUACCCUCCCAGGGGCCUUCCCUCCUCCCUAGCACAACUACCCUAAUAGCUUCACUUAAUAUUGGAUCCAGUCAAUGGUCCAUCUAGUCAGUAUCUUCUCUGACAUUAGCCACUACUGUUUGAAGAAGACGAACCUCUUUAAUGACCAACUUCACAAUAAAUUAGCUAUGGGAGGAGUUUCCAGGCAGGGAGUGAUUUGCUUAAUCUCCUGAAAUAUGUAGGUUAUAAAUGGUUGUUCUGCCAAGCUAGUAUAAAUAUGUAGUUAUUACAAUUAUAUGUUUACCUGCAAAUUUCCUAUGGCUGAGUGUUUGGAACUUCCUCACCAUACACUGAAAUGGCAGUUUAAUGAACUUGAUGGUCCCAAUUCUGCUUUCAGUUACACUGAAUUUCAUAACAGCUACAUAAAUGUAUGUGAAACCCAAACUUCACCUGUUAUGUGUCAUUCUAUGAGUACCUAUCGUCUGAUCAAGACUUUGUUAAAUAACAUUUGUCUAAUCAUUAAUUUGGAUGAAAUUUGUGAAAAUUUAAAAAUAAAUGGACUUU